AUGAGGCAACCAAACAAGAAAUUAAGGCUGCCAUCUUUGGUGGGUAGGAGGAAGAAGGAAGGGUUCAAUUUUAUUAAAGAAAAAGUAUGGCGAAAGUUACAAGGUUGGGAAGGAAAGCUCUUAUCUCAAGUCGGACGUGAGGUUCUCAUAAAAGCGGUCAUUCAAGCUAUACCAACAUAUGCUACAGGAUGCUUCAAACUCCCAUUGGGUCUUUGCCAUGAAAUUGAGACCAUGAUUAAGAAAUUUUGGUGGGGCCAAAGGGGGGAUAAAAGGAAGAUACAUUGGUUGAAGUGGGAUGAGUUAACUAAAUCAAAAUUGGAGGGGGGUAUGGGAUUUAGAGACAUUGCCAUGUUCAAUGAUUUCUUAUUGGCAAAACAAGCUUGGAGACUCUUGAAAAAUCUCGAGUCCUUAUUUUACAAAGUCUUUAAGGCUUGCUUCUUCCCAAAUUGUACAAUUAUGGAGGCUAAACACACUAGUGGUGGUUCACAUGCUUGGAAUAGUAUCUUAAAUGGAAGAGAUGUCUUACUUAGGGGCUGCCGUUGGAGGAUUGGGAAUGGCAAGGCAAUGAGUAUAUGGCAACACCAUUGGUUGCCAAGGAGGCAUCCACCACAAGUUCUCUCACCUAUGGUUGAUACAUUGGUAGAUGCAAAAGUGACAACUUUGAUUGAGGAAACUUCUAGGCAGUGGAACCAUGAGAUGAUCGAUGGUAUCUUCACCCCUUUGGAGGCAGAGUUGAUUAAAGCCAUCCCACUAUCAUGGUGUGAAGCAGAGGAUAGUUUGUUUUAG
Molecule: messenger RNA, 786 nt
Organism: Quercus lobata
Lineage: Eukaryota; Viridiplantae; Streptophyta; Magnoliopsida; Fagales; Fagaceae
Exons: 1
Coding region: 1-786 (261 amino acids)
Source: RefSeq, a predicted model, not a curated record